Messenger RNA from Girardinichthys multiradiatus, 2100 nucleotides. RefSeq names its product RD3 domain-containing protein. Bases 200 to 886 code for a protein of 228 amino acids. The record is from RefSeq and is a predicted model, not a curated record. Lineage: Eukaryota; Metazoa; Chordata; Actinopteri; Cyprinodontiformes; Goodeidae. The transcript has 3 exons.
UGUCUGCCGGCGACCUCCACAGGUAGCCAGGCAGUCAGGCAGUCAGGCAGCUGUGUGCCACAAGCUGGAGUCUCAUUUAUCCACUCUGCCCAUGGAGGUCUGCUCUUCCUCUGGCUGCUGACAGAGUUGUGACCAGACAACUCAGGGAUUUCUGGCAGAUAGAAACACACCACAGCUUUGUACAUCCACUGUCAUAAAGAUGUUUCCUUGGUCAGCUGUCUUCUCCCUUGAGCCCAAAGUGCCCGGUCAGCGCACCACUGAGGAGCUGGUGACCAACACUCUGAUGCUGGAGCUGGGGGCCAUGGUGAAGCGGACUGAGCGCAUCCGUUUGGAGAGGGCCACCGAGGGCCGGCGCCGGCGCCGCAGCUCCUCCUCUACGGCAGACUACAGCUGGCUGGCAAACACCCCAAACCCUCAACCCUACCAGCUCACCCCCAAUGACCUGGUGGAGCUGCAGGACCUCUGUGACAAAAUCCCCCCUGCACAAUGUGGCCCCAUUAUCGUUAGGUUUAGGAGGAUGGUGUCACAGAUGGAGCCGGAGGUUCAUGAGGUCCCCCGGCUGUUUCGUACAGUUCUACGCGACUGCGUGGAUGAGGUCAAUGGCAAUGAAGAGGUCCAAGUCCCAAACGCUUUUUACGAGAAACAGCAGCGCAGCAAGAGCCUCUCCUUUGUUAAUUUCCGCACAAAGUUUAGCACCGGGAAGAUGUUCAAGGGGAGUGGCCUGAGGGGCUCCAGGGGGAACCUGCAGCAGCAAGUGGAUUGGUCUGAUGAGGAGGAGGAUGGAGAGGGCGAGGAGGAGGAGGAGGCCAUCAGGGCCAGAGCAAUGAAGGGGAGGAGUAAGAGCAUGCCAGAGAUCACCCCCCUGGAGCAGAGUGCUCUGGGGUGAGAAGAGGGCCUGGGGUGAUGGAGGGGAGGAACACGUGAUUGCAAAGGGAACACGUUACUUAGAGGAGUGAGGAAGAAAAAGUGAGAAUAAAUUAUAAAUGAUGGAGAUAAAGAGGAAAGGAAAUAAGUAAGAUUUCUAUCAAGACAAUAUCUCACUUUUAGGCAGAAUAGAGAUCAUGAUGAAAGGGGGAGCAUUUGAAGAUUUUAUAACUUUCAGUGUAACUGUUUCAAUCCAAUAAACUUUAGAAAACUCUGAAGCAUUAUUGUUCUGGCUCUAGGAAGUCUCACACAUUAUUUGAUGGGCAAAUACCAACCAGUCUUUAACCAUGCAGCAGAUCUUUGAGACAGACCGACCAAGGUUAAUGUCCCACAGUCAGGUUUAAACUGUGAUAUUUAGCAGAAACAUUUUAUUUUUACUAUUCACCCAAAUCUAUUCUUUAAAAAAUGGUAUAUCAACCAUUACAAACUUUGUUUUAAGUAAUUUAUAGACUAAACAAUGUCACAAUGUUGCACUCUGACCUAUGAUGCCAUUGUAACAGCUAAAUAGAGCUUUAACCUAUCAUCUCCUGCAGGUAUUACUAUCCUAACCAAACUCAUUAAUUUUGCAAAUCACCCAUUGAAACAACAUCAUCAUCAGUUGACAAAUUCAAAAUUCAUGGUGUGAACUUACAGGUCCUUCUCAAAAUAUUAGCAUAUUGUGAGAUAGGAAUUUUGGGUUUUCAUGAGCUGUAUGCCAAAAUCAUCCGUAUUAAGACAAUGAAAGACCUGAAAUAUUUCAGUUAGUGUGCAAUGAAUCUAAAAUAUAUGAAUGUUAAAUUUUCAUCAUGACAUUAUGGAAAAUAAUGAACUUUAUCACAAUAUGCUAAUAUUUUGAGACGGACCUGUAUAUCCUUUCACUGCUUGGAUGUAAGUUCAAAGACAUGCUGCAGGAAUGUUAAAGAUAUCUCAUGAACUGUCCCUUUAAAACAUUUUAUGUAACAGGGAGGUUGGCUCCUGAGCUGGAGGAGGUCAUUUGGCUCAGGUUGAUUUUCUGUUGACUCAGUGGAUGCUGUCAGUUAGUGAGUGCUCUGCCAUCAACAAAACUACUGCAUGUGGAAAUCAACCAAGAAUCAUCUGAUGUUAUUUUUUUUAUUGUGAAUAUGCACGCAUGUACUUGGAGAAAUAAACAUGAAAUGUUCUCAUAUUUUCUGUGUGAUUAAAACUGUGUUUUCUCUA